Molecule: messenger RNA, 516 nt
Organism: Acanthosepion pharaonis
Lineage: Eukaryota; Metazoa; Mollusca; Cephalopoda; Sepiida; Sepiidae
Source: the annotation of a GenBank genome assembly
AUGCUAUCAAUCUGUUUAUAUCUAUCUAUCUAUCUAUCUAUCUAUCUAUCUAUCUAUCUGUCUGUCUGUCGGAAUGUACUUUUAUAUUUUCUGUUUUCCAUUCUUUCUUUUUUUCUCUCUUUUUCUUUUAAAUUUUGUUGUUUUAAUUUUUCCAUAUUUUACAUACUUUCUCAUCUAUCUAUCUACCUAUCUAUCUAUCUAUCUAUCUAUCUAUCUAUCUAUCUAUCUAUCAAUACUGUUCAUAUCUAUCUAUACUGUUCAUAUCUAUCUAUCUAUUUAUCUAUCUAUGUAUCAAAUACUGUUCAUAUCUAUCUAUCUAUCUAUCUAUCUAUCAAAUACUGUUCAUAUCUAUCUAUCUAUCUAUCUAUCAAAUACUGUUCAUAUCUAUCUAUCAAUAUUGUUCAUAUCUAUCUAGCAAAUACUGUUCAUAUCUAUCUAUCUAUCUAUCUAUCUAUAUAUAUAUAUAUAUAUAUAUAUAUAUAUCAAUACUGUUCAUAUCUAUCUAUCUAUCUAUAA